AUGAUAGAUAGCAUUAAAUCUUCAUCAGCAAAUAGUCAUAUGAAGAAGCACCUAGAGGUAAUGUCAGCAAGAAAUCCCUAUGUAGCAUUUAUUAUGAAAUUCCGUUUGAUGACUAUGACCAGUAUUUCUCGUAGUCUCCGCUACUCCAUGGUCUGGCUGCAGAAGGAGCCAGAACAUGGGACUGACAGAUUUGUUUUAUAUGAAGUCCUCCAAUGUGGUGACGUGGAAAAUUAUAAAAAACGGACAAAUGCAGAUGAGCCACCCCUGUAUUAUGUAACUAUUGAGGAGACUUCUGAUGCCAUCAAACGUGGUCAUAUUGCAACAGGACAUGGUGGGCGUGACCGUAUGAUUAAGGAGUUACAACGAAAAUAUGCCAACAUCACAACAAAGGCCUUGGAGCUCUUCAAAUCACUGUGUGAGGAAUGUCAGAAGAAAAGGAAAAGACCAAUGACCAAGGGUGUUGUGGUGCGUCCUAUCCUCAGCAAGGAAUUUGCAUCUAGGGGCCAGGUUGAUUUGACUGACAUGCAAUCAAUGCCACACUCCAACUUUAAAUUAAUCAUGGUGUGCCAAGACCAUCUCACCAAAUUCGGCAUUCUUCGUCCUCUUCAAACCAAACGUGCUGCAGAGGUUGCCUUCCAGCUUGUAGAUAUCUUCCUUCUCAUGGGUGCCUCUGCUGUUCUUCAAAGUGAUAAUGGCUCAGAGUUCACAUCCAGGGUGAUUACUGAGCUAAAAGAAAUAUGGCCAAGUCUCACCAUGGUUCAUGGGAAGCCCCGUUAUUCAUUAAGGAUAUGGAUAAAGUACUCUCCAUACUCUGCCAUGUUUGGUUGUGAAGCCAGAGUUGGCCUGACUUCUUCACCUCUACCCACAGAAGUUGUCUCAAGGUUGGAGAGUGAGGAUGAUCUCAUAGCAUUUAUGUCAGGAGAUGAUACAACAACAACAGGUUCUGCUGCAAGUUCUACUGGUUCAGUGACCACUAGCGAAGCGACUACAAGUGACAAAAAUUAUUUAUUGACCUCUGAAGUGACUGAGGCACUUUCUGUUGAUGCCAUUGUUCAAACUCCUCAAACACUUCAAGAUCACCAAGAUCAAAUUCAAAAACGUAGAGUGGAAGCAUGCAGAGGGCAGGUAUCCCAAGCUGAGAGAAUGGUCAAACGUAGUCGCUUAGACUUUAAAGUUGGUGAGCCUGGUGACAAUGUUGCUGUCCCAAUUCCAGCUGUGGAUCGUGGUAGAGGAGAUCCGCGGAAUAUCCUGGGUGUUAUUGUCAACAGAGAUUUGGACAAUGACCAGUAUAAGAUCGCUGUUAAGUCGGGUGUUCUAAAGGGUCAGUAUUCUAGAAACCAGUUUGACCUCUGCCCCCAGCGUUUGCUGACAGAAGAUGACGUAAAUCAGGAUACUGCAGUGUCACUUCGAGAAGCUGUUAUUGCACAAUCUGCAUGUGGUGGUCAGGGAUUCACUAGAUGCAACUGUAGUGGUCUGAAGUAA
Molecule: messenger RNA, 1482 nt
Organism: Penaeus monodon (black tiger shrimp)
Lineage: Eukaryota; Metazoa; Arthropoda; Malacostraca; Decapoda; Penaeidae
Product: SCAN domain-containing protein 3-like
Exons: 5
Coding region: 1-1482 (493 amino acids)
Biological process (GO): DNA integration
Molecular function (GO): nucleic acid binding
Source: RefSeq, a predicted model, not a curated record